UCUGUUUCCGAGCGCCUCAUAUCGUCCAGCGAUCUUUGCAAAGUUUGACAAUUCGAACGCCACUGCUGGGGCUUUAUUUUCCUCUCAUUUUUCCUUCCACCACCCCCCACUCCUCGCUUUCUCUCUCUCUCUCUCUCUCUCUCGCCCUCUCUCUCCCUCUCUCCAAGUCAACAUUGCCAGGUCAGUUUUAUUACGUCACGUGUAACUGACCACCUCUCUCCCCACAAAAAAAGCUGAGAAAGUUUUUGACAACAAUCUUUGCGGUGGAUUGUGCUUUCCUCUGUAUGCUGCUUGUGUCGUUAAAGGCUGUGAAACGGCAGCGUGCACAGUGCAGCGUGUAUUUUUUUUCUCUCUCGUCCACUCUUUCUCUCUCUCUCUCUCUCUCACACUCACACACACACACACACACACACACUCAGACUUCAACGUUGUGUUAACUUUCGCUUUCAGAAGUUCAAGGCCGGGGUUACAGUUCAGGAUGGAAAAUAGACUCCCGCACAGAGUCUGAAACCGGCUUUCUAACACAACUCAUUCUACACCGCAGUAACUAUGUACUCCCCGCUCUGCCUGACUCAGGAUGAAUUUCAUCCCUUUAUCGAAGCACUUCUCCCUCAUGUCCGUGCUUUCUCCUACACAUGGUUCAAUCUGCAGGCUCGCAAGCGCAAAUACUUUAAAAAGCAUGAGAAACGCAUGUCCAAGGACGAAGAGAGGGUGGUCAAGGAUGAGCUCCUUGGAGAGAAGCCUGAAAUCAAACAGAAGUGGGCGUCUCGGCUCUUGGCAAAACUGCGUAAAGAUAUCCGGCCUGAAUUCCGGGAGGAUUUCGUGCUGACCAUUACGGGCAAGAAGGCUCCUUGCUGCGUCCUUUCUAAUCCCGACCAGAAAGGCAAGAUUCGGCGGAUCGACUGCUUGAGGCAGGCAGACAAGGUCUGGAGGUUAGACCUGGUAAUGGUCAUAUUGUUCAAAGGGACUCCCUUAGAAAGUACUGAUGGUGAACGCCUGGUCAAAUCACCUCAGUGCAGUAACCAAGGCCUGUGCGUCCAGCCACACCACAUUGGAGUUUCUGUAAAGGAACUUGACUUAUAUUUGGCCUAUUUUGUACACAACCCAGAGUCAGGACAAUCUGAAAGCUCGAACCAGCAAGGAGACGCAGAUGUCAAACCACCACCCAAUGGGCAUUUGAAUUUCCAGGACUGUUUUAUUACAUCUGGAGUUUUUAGCGUUUCUGAACUUGUGAGAGUGUCGCAAACCCCAGUUGCUGCUGCCACAGGCCCCAGCUUCAAUCUGGCUGACCUGGAGAGUCCAGGCUACUACAGCAUUAACCAGGUUCCCCUGGGUAGGAGGACCAUUACCACCCCACCCUCCACCAGCUCCACCAAGCGACACAAAUCCAUCGAGGACAGUGAGAUGGAGAGCCCGGUGGAUGAAGUCUUUUAUUCCAGUACAGGCCGAUCUCCAGCUGCGGGCAGCAGUCAGAGCGGAGGAUGGCCUAAUGAUGUUGACACAGGGAUGACAUCACCCACUUCCUUAAAGAAGUCAACAAAACACGAGUUUGGCAGCGGUACACCUUCGCAAACGGUCUCCUCGCGGAUGGCAUUCACACAUCACCCAUUGCCUGUGAUAGCAGGCACCAGACCAGGGAGCCCUCGAGGGCCAGCCUCUGCUAUCCAUUUCCCACCGUCCUCCAUCAUCCAGCAGCCAAGCCCCUACUUUACCCACCCAACCAUCCGCUACCAUCACCAUGCCAGCCAAGACCCUCUGAAGGAGUUUGUUCAACUGAUCUGCUCCGACAGCUCCAGUCAGGCCACAGGACAGGUGGGGUACCUGAAUCCAAAUGGCAGCAGCCAGGGCAAGGUUGCGGGAUCUUUUCUGCUGCCGCCACCACCCCCAAUGGCCAGACCCGUCCCCCUUGCAAUGCCUGACACAAAAUCAACCAGUGCGUCCCCAGAGGGAGGAGCCACAUCACCUACAUCACCGUCAUAUUCAACGCCCAGCUCCUCCUCUGCAAACCGGUUUGUCAGUAUUGGACCACGAGAUGGGAACUUUGUAAAUAUCCCACAGCAGUCACAGUCUUGGUUCCUCUGAUAGAUUCGAACCUGUCCCAAUGAGCAGCGACAAGACCAUCUGAUACCUUCCUUGACAGAAGUAAAAAUUGACAGAGAGAGAGAAAGAGAGAAAAGAGAGAGAGAAAGAGGGGGGAGGGAAACGACAUCAUCGCUGAACACUGGGAACAGAAACAGCAACCAUCUGAGAUGACUCAGACACGUUCAAGGAAGGAAACAAAAAUAUACAAACCAGUUCAGAAUGAUCUCUCCAACCAUAUAGGAAUCGAUUUUUCCACUCAAAUUGGCACCCAAUACCGUCACACAUUGUGCAGUGUAACGUGGCUUUGAGUUUGGUGGGAGCGUUUAACGUUUGCAUUUUAUAAGGACCGUGAUUUUAACCUGUAUAGCCAGUAUUAAGUGAAAAGGGUAAAAGUUACAGUGGACUUAUAGCACGCCAGAAAGAUGGUACACAAUCAAACCCAGAAUUGACGUUUUUUUUAAAGAAAGGAAACACACUACAAUCUGCAAUGCAAACGCGACUAUUAUCUUUAUAAGUGCCUCGUUCAGUAUACAUCAAAUGCAUUAAAGGUUGCAUAAAUGUAUUCAAAUAUUUAUAAAUAUAUAGAAACUAUACAAGAAUAGACUCAAAUAGUUAUUCCAGCCCCAAUUAUCCCACCAAGAUGUGCUACAGUCACUCAAAAUGUAGUCUACAUUGGACCGCCUUAACCAUUAAAAUUAAAAGCGACCUGGAUUUUUGGCCAUUUCCCCCACACUGGGCAAUUGAGGCGAUGUCCAUCAGGGGGCAGUGAAGGUAGCCCUCUCAAUGACAUGCCCUUGAUCUCAGUGAGACUUUGGGAAAGGGGGUGGAGGGGAGGGGGUGGUUUGUCAGGAACCAACUAGUCGCAAGGACCAGUGGAGGACUCAACGGCUGUAGUUGUUGUAAGCGCUGAUCUUUCACCUUCUCCUCAACACAGGAAACUCUAGUAGGACACUCAACACCAUCAGUCCUUUCUGCUCUCCCACCCCACCUAACUGCAUCACCUUCACUGCCCAUUGCCCAUGCAGGGAGAAGAUUCCUGCUAUUUAAAGGGAGGGGGAUCAAAGAGCCUUCAAAGGGGUAAGAGGUUGGGGGG
Molecule: messenger RNA, 3175 nt
Organism: Stegostoma tigrinum
Lineage: Eukaryota; Metazoa; Chordata; Chondrichthyes; Orectolobiformes; Stegostomatidae
Gene: nfixb
Product: nuclear factor I/Xb
Exons: 11
Coding region: 550-2082 (510 amino acids)
Biological process (GO): regulation of transcription by RNA polymerase II
Cellular component (GO): nucleus
Molecular function (GO): DNA-binding transcription factor activity, RNA polymerase II-specific; RNA polymerase II cis-regulatory region sequence-specific DNA binding
Source: RefSeq, a predicted model, not a curated record